Messenger RNA from Paramecium sonneborni, 1697 nucleotides. The record is from the annotation of a GenBank genome assembly. NCBI's taxonomy places the organism in Eukaryota, Ciliophora, Oligohymenophorea, Peniculida, Parameciidae.
AUAAAAUACUAAUGUACGAUAAUAUUACAACUGAACAACGACCUACACUAUAUAGAAAUUCAGAUUAGAAACAACAAUAUUAAACAACAACAACUAAUGAUUCUCAUUUACAUCAUUUGACUCCAAUGACAGGAAUGAAAACAUAUGAAUCACCAUCAAAACCAUAUGCAUCUCCUGAAUAAUAAACAAUGGCAUAUACAACCUCACCUAAUAAUGUGAAUUCAUUUGUAUCACCAAUAAGACCCUAAAUCUUGCAACCAUAAUUAAUUUCACCUCAAAAACCAAUCCCAACGUAUAUCAAUUAAUCACCAUAUAUUCGACCAUAAUUUACAUCAGUGUAUCCUAUUUAAUUACCAGUUAAACCCACAAUAGAAGAGAUUCAUAUAAGUGAACAUCCAGUUUAAGUUAUCAAAAGAGAUGAAUUAGAUAGAGCAUAUUAAGAAAAGAUUUAAAAAUUAGAAAAUCAACUUAAUAGUUUAUAAAUGGAGAAUAUUAAAUUAAGAAGUGUUUAAGCUACUGAAAAAAUAUCAAUUGGAGAAGAUGUUACUAGAAUAAAUUAAUUGAAAGAAGAAAUAUAAAGAUAUAUGAAAAUUACAUUUGAAUUAUAAUAAGAAAUUGAUAUAUGGAAAAAACGAUAUGCUGAUUUUGAAGCUGAAGUUAGAUUUCAAUAUGGAGUUGAAUAAGAAUUAUCCAAUACUAAAAGAGGUAAUUUAUUUGUAUAAUUAAAAUAUAGAUUUAUAAGAGACUAAUAUCAUUUUAAAUCAUGAAAUUAAGAUGCAAAAAGAUUUAGUUUUGGAAUGGUAAAAGAAAUAUAAAGAACUUGAAUUUAAGAUUUUUGGAUUCAAUGAAGAAAGCAGUGUCAUAUAAAAGACUAAAGAAUAAUAAAUUAGAGAAUUAUAGAGUAAACUUGCUUUAAUGACAACAGAAGUAGAGAGAGUUAAUGUCUUGAAUGAUUAAAAGAAUAAUGAAAUGGAAAGAUGGAAAGGAAGAUUUUAAGAUAUUGAAACUGAAUCAUUAGAUAAAGAUAGUAGAUUGACUUAAUUAAAUACUGAAAUGAGUAGAUUAAGAUAAGUUAUUGAUAAUCUUAAUAGAGAAAAUGGGUUACUCAAAACUAAAAUUAUCAAUCCUACAGAUUUUUAAAAUAAAAUCAAUUUACAACAAUAAUAAAUUGAAUAAUUAUAAUUGAAAUUAAAAUAAAGUUCGUAGGAUUAUGAAAAUUUAUAUUAAGAACAUAAUUAAUUACAAUUAUAAGUUUAAUUGAAUUAAGAAAAUAAAGCAUAAUAAUAUAAAGAUUAGAUUGCUAAAUUAGAACUAGAAUUAAGAAAAGUUUAAAGAACUUUCUUGGAGAAGGAUCAAUAAAUAAAAGAGUUGAAUGAAAAAAAUGAAGAAAUGGAAACAUUAUUAUAAAAUUAAUAGUCAUCCUAAUCAAAAACGGAGACUUACGUAACACAUUAUGUAAAUGUAUAAAUUUUUUACUAUAUUUAAAAUAGGAGGCAAAUUAAUGGAAAAAAAAAUUUGAGGACUAAAAUAAGAAAUAUUUUGAAGUUUAAGAGAAAUUGGCAUUUGCUGAGGCAGAAUUAUAAUCAAUUAAAAAAAGAUAAUAAACGUAGCCUAAUGUCGCUCAAACAGUCUAUGAAGUCAAAAAUACUUCCUCAGUUAGGACAAAUAACAUGAAUUAGACUGCCAGAAUUCCAUGA